This is a messenger RNA of Trichomycterus rosablanca, 2655 nucleotides long. RefSeq names its product RAB14, member RAS oncogene family (gene rab14). Gene Ontology annotation, molecular function: GTPase activity; GTP binding. The transcript is spliced from 8 exons. Gene Ontology annotation, biological process: phagosome maturation; defense response to bacterium; Golgi to endosome transport. The record is from RefSeq and is a predicted model, not a curated record. The coding region runs from base 124 to 771 and encodes 215 amino acids. Gene Ontology annotation, cellular component: phagocytic vesicle; recycling endosome; Golgi apparatus. Lineage: Eukaryota; Metazoa; Chordata; Actinopteri; Siluriformes; Trichomycteridae.
UUCCUUUAAUGACACGUUAAUGCCACAUCUUUCUGGUUAAUUUAGUCUCUGUGGAUUCUCUCUCUGGAAGGACUGUAGCUAGUUAGCAGGCUAGGAAGGUUGAUGCCCAGACAAUAAACCAAAAUGACGGCUGCACCGUACAACUACUCCUAUAUCUUUAAAUAUAUCAUUAUUGGUGAUAUGGGGGUUGGAAAGUCUUGUUUGCUUCACCAGUUCACAGAAAAGAAAUUCAUGGCGGACUGCCCUCACACGAUUGGGGUGGAGUUCGGAACACGGAUAAUCGAGGUGAGCGGCCAGAAGGUCAAGCUCCAGAUUUGGGAUACAGCAGGGCAGGAGAGAUUCCGUGCAGUCACUCGCAGUUAUUACAGAGGAGCCGCCGGUGCACUUAUGGUGUAUGAUAUAACCAGACGAAGCACAUAUAACCACCUCAGCAGCUGGCUGACUGAUGCAAGGAAUCUCACUAACCCAAAUACAGUGAUCAUACUUAUUGGUAAUAAAGCAGACCUCGAAGCUCAGCGAGAUGUAACAUAUGAGGAGGCCAAGCAGUUUGCUGAAGAGAAUGGCCUGUUGUUCUUGGAGGCAAGUGCCAAAACAGGUGAGAAUGUGGAAGAUGCAUUUCUGGAGGCAGCAAAGAAGAUCUACCAGAACAUUCAGGAUGGCAGUCUGGACCUGAAUGCAGCUGAGUCAGGAGUCCAGCACAAGCCCACUGCUCCUCAAGGCGGCCGGCUGUCCAGUGACACACAGCCUCAGAAAGAGGGCUGCAGCUGUUAAUGACCAUGGAGAUUUCCUGCUCGGUCUCUGUCCAUCUCUCCUCUUGAACACACAUCACAGCCUCUUUUUCUCUCUCUCUUUUUUCAUUCUGAUUGGCCAUGAGGUUGGAGUUUGGGCUGGGCAGCUCUUAAUGAUGGUGGAAUAACAUAGUCAGCUUCUGUCAUAUUCACCUCUUUAGCCAUCCCUUGUUUUCACCAUCUUCACUCAUUUAGCUUGUUCAUAUCCCACACCCAGCAAGCACCCGUGAGAGGAAGAGUCCUCCAUUGAACACUAAAGUAGGUGGCUGAUAAACUAAAACAGCACUGAGUUUAUCAACAAAUGGUAUGAUGUGCAUAACUGUAAAUGAACCAUCUUGUGUACAGGAGCUGUUUAAAUAUUGGGGUCAUUUAAAUCACAUGAAUUCUCAUAUGUUUUACUCUUGUUUAGGUGGAAACAAUAUGUUUAGGCAGAAUUUGAUUUUAGAAUGUGCUCAAGAAGAGAUGCAUGGUAACCCACUGUUGUACAUUAUUAUACAGGAAAACCUGGAGUUUUAAUUAAGAUUAAUACAGAACCACAAGUAACCAGUCGUCACGUGAUUGUUUUUGUUUGUACCUACGCAAGACCUUUAAUAUACAAGAUAUGGAAUCAGAUGGAGGUUUCUUACUUUUGUUUGCUUAAGUAGGAUGUGAGAUGUUUUAAGACCUAGAAAAGUAAGAGUAAUAUAUUAAACACAUGCUUGAGUCCAUAAGAAGUUUGCACUUUGUAGUUUGUUUUCAGAGGCAUAGCUCUCAUUUUAUUGUCUUAAGUCUGUCAUUUUGGAAAACUACAGCCUUUCUGUGGCAUUUGUUGGUCCUUGAAUUGUUCAACUUUGGCAGUUUUUCACCAUUAUCAACAUUAUCCAAACCUAUCAAGGGGAUAUAUCUCUUAAAAGUUCAUAGUGAAGCAUUUAUCACCCUUUUAAUUUGACUAAACAUUCAGAGAAUAUCAGCAUAUACAUUCAGUUCAGGUUAUUUUUGCCUUUUGUUUGUUUUUAUGUUCUUUUUUUUCCUGUGAACCUGUUAAGUCUGUAAAAUAGAGUAGAACAUCAAGAAUCAGUCACUAAAUUAAAUGAGCACUAACUAAUGUCAGGCUUUUCACCUAUUUUAAUAGCAUUCCUUUACUGUCUGUACAUAACUUUGUUUUUACAGUGAAUAUAACUGGAUUUGUAAUGUAGCGAGCCAACUCUCGAGUCAGCAUUAGCCGAUUUGAUUUUACCUUAUCGGUAUAAAAAGGUGCAAAGAACUUUUUACAUCUUAAAUGCUAGAAAAGUGGUGGUCACUGUUUGGCUCAUUUCAUACGCAGUUUUCUGUCAAGUGCAAAACUCUGGGUGAUCACAUACUUUGUGCUUGUUAGAACCCAUCUCAUUUUCAAAGCAAACGUUUUUGUAAUUUGAUUACAGUUAUUGGUCAGUGGAGCUUUUUUUUUUUUUCAGAUAAGUGACAGCAGAGCAUUUGAAUGCCCAUUUAUUAAACUCAAAACAGCUGUAAUUACAUUGCCUGCUGUCUAAUCCUGUGAUAUAGGUUGUCUUUUCUCUGUUAGAAAGUGUAAAACUGCAUUAAACAAGUCACAAUUCUGUCCCUACAUGAGGUAAGAAAGGAAAUGACAUCGUUUCAACUCAUUAGUUUCAGUUCAACUGGCAGAAAUUUUAAAGAUAUGAAAACAAAAAGAAGCAUUCCAAAAAAUCUGAUUUGUAAGAGUGUAAUGGAAAAUGUAAAAAAAAGUUGUAUUUAACCCAUUUUCUUGCUUCUCUCCCAUGUCUUAUCAACUUAUAGUGUAUGUAACCUGCAUUGGAACUCUGAUAUGUCUUCUAUCAGUGAUGUUUGUAAUUAUGUUAAUAAAGACGAUGCUGUUGACUGUCUGAUCAUA